Molecule: messenger RNA, 811 nt
Organism: Selaginella moellendorffii
Lineage: Eukaryota; Viridiplantae; Streptophyta; Lycopodiopsida; Selaginellales; Selaginellaceae
Product: DNA replication complex GINS protein PSF3
Exons: 5
Coding region: 41-679 (212 amino acids)
Biological process (GO): mitotic DNA replication initiation
Cellular component (GO): GINS complex
Source: RefSeq, a predicted model, not a curated record
UCGAAGUACUAGGCGGGAGCUUGAGGGCAUUUGGGGCGUCAUGGGGAGCUACUUCGAUCUGGAUGAUAUCCUCGCGGAGGAAGAGCCUGUGGGAGUGCAGUUCCGCGUCGCGGCCGCUGGAGUAGGGAUCCUAGAUCCGAGCGCGGAAGAAAACCAGGUAGAGGUAGGAUCCAAAGUCGAGCUUCCCUUUUGGCUGGCGCAGGAGCUUUGGUACAGCCAAGCCGUGUCGUUAAAACUCCCAAACUUCUACAAUGAACGCAUUCGAAAGGAAGUUAAAGCGGAUCCCGGAUGUGUCGAUUUGCGAAGCAGGUGUCCUUACUUCUACGAGCUUGGCUGCAAGUUGGUCCCGCUCGCUCAAGAUGCGACACUCGGUUCGUUCCUCAUGUUUUCCCUCCGCGGCCGCUACAGGGAUUUGCUGUGCAAAUCACACACUGCCGCCGGUACCGUGACGCCCAAGUUCUUGGCGCGUCUCACGAGAGAAGAAACUCGACGUAAGCAUAAUUUCGCUUUGUAUAUCACUCCCGAGUUUUCGUCCUUUUUCUUCUCUACAGUGUUUGAGGCUGGCGCCGAGUCCAUGAAAGCGUUUAGAAAGUGGCGGCUGGAGGGGACCCGGCUAGAGAAAGCUCCGGUUUUGGGAAAGAAGCGACGUCCUACCAGUGAUACGCCGGAAAACACUUGAGCACGAACCAGAACUUUUUCUCUCUCAUGUCAGUGGUAACUGUCAACGAAAUCCCGUGGUCUGCUUUCCAACGGCCGUGGGAACGGAAUGUGCUGAAGCCGCAGAAUAUACUCGUGGUUUUCCAGCACACAC